AUGAGUGGUGUUGAUUUAUACGACGCAUCUAUGACCAGGAAUUGGGCUGAACCAAUAUCAUAUCUUGGUGAUCUAAGAGAACUUCAUUUAUCUCACUGUGAUAUUUCUAGUCCAGGUUUUCCAAUCCACGAGUUCUUUAAUCUCUCACGUCUCUCAAUUUUGAAAAUGAGUUUCAAUAAUGACAUCAAUUCUUCGAUUGCAACCCAGAUUGCUAACCUGACUUCCCUUUCAGUUCUUGAAUUAGCCGAGUGUUAUAACUUACAAGGCUCGAUUCCGUACCUUCCUCAGCUUAAAAAGCUUGAUGUAAGAGGAACUCCUAACCUCAAUGUAAAUCUUUCGUCCAUGUUUAAACGGAAAUGGCCUAAACUGCAAACACUUUGGAUUUCUUCCACUAGUGUAAACGGACCUAUUCCGCAAACCAUUUCAAAUGCUCCCAUAUUGUUUAGUCUUUCCGCAUCAGGCUGUUCAGUCAAAGGAUCCUUACCUACAGCACUUUCGGCUCUUUCUAAUUUGGAGUAUCUUGAUCUCUCUUCAAACGGCAUAACAGGUUAUAUUCCUCGUGCAGUCUCCAGUAUGAAAAGGUUACACUAUCUAUCCUUGUUUAGUAACAUUUUGCAAGGACCUAUUCCCUGUUCAAUUUGCAAGAUUACUCAUCUUCAAUAUUUGAGUUUAUACGGUAAAAACUUAACUGGCACGAUACCAAGUUGCUUCACUGAGCUUAUAAAGCUCAGUCACUUGGAUGUUAGUGACAACUCUGUUGGUGGCGUUGUUUCAUUAAACUCUUUGAUGAACAAACUCAACCUGACUACGCUAAACCUUAACAACAAUAGCUUAACUUUGGAAAUAAAUCAUCAUCAACCAUUCCCAUCUGGUCAUUACCAUCUAGAAAGUUUGGAGCUACGAUCAUGCAACAUCAGUGGAAAUAUCCCCGCUUUCAUUUGCGAGUUUAAGAAUCUUAAUAAACUAGAUUUGUCAAGCAACAAUCUUACAGGAGCUAUCCCGUCAUGUCUAUUUAAACACCAAACUCUCAGUUAUUUGGAUCUCUCGGAAAACAAUCUCCAAGGAACGUUACCACGGGUUCUUCAUUUUAAUGAUAAUUCUUUCAUUUAUGUGAAAUUAGCAAGCAACUUUCUACAAGGUUCACUUCCUGUUCCAUCUGAGAAGAAUAUGUAUUUCGAUCUGUCAGAAAAUCAGUUCACUGGCAGAAUGUCAGUACAACACGCGGAAAGGCUUUCUAACUCACGCUUUGCUUCAUUAUCUGGUAAUCAACUAUCAGGUUCAAUUCCUCCCUUGUGUUCAAACAAAUUCGCACAGACGGGUCUAAGUCUUCAAACUCUUGAUCUCUCUAAUAACAGCUUAACUGGGAGCAUACCUUCUAGUUUCGGGAACUGCAGCUCCCUCGUUUUUCUACACCUUGGCAUGAACAAUCUCACCGGGGAGGUUCCGUAUGAGCUUCAACAUACACGUAUCAAAUAUCUGUUAUUGCAUAAUAACCUUUUGGAAGGUACUUUCCCGAAUUUCAUUCGGAAACUCGAGACACUAGAGGUUCUUACUCUGGGAAACAACAACUUUCAAGGUAGUAUACCUACUUUCAUUGGCUCAUUUCAAAAUCUUAAGAUUUUCUCUUUAAGGUCAAACGCGUUCAACGGAUCAGUCCCCAGAGGUAUCAGCGAUUUGAAUAAACUCCAGAUCUUAGAUUUAUCAUCUAAUUAUCUCUCCGGUUCAAUUCCAAGCAAAAUAGGAAACAUUACAAUGUUAACAAGCAGACCAAAUGACACAUAG
Messenger RNA from Papaver somniferum (opium poppy), 1782 nucleotides. RefSeq names its product receptor-like protein 15. Lineage: Eukaryota; Viridiplantae; Streptophyta; Magnoliopsida; Ranunculales; Papaveraceae. The coding region runs from base 1 to 1782 and encodes 593 amino acids. The record is from RefSeq and is a predicted model, not a curated record. Gene Ontology annotation, molecular function: protein binding. The transcript has a single exon.